Nasonia vitripennis (jewel wasp) is the source of this 1509-nucleotide messenger RNA. RefSeq lists its product as uncharacterized. The coding region runs from base 217 to 870 and encodes 217 amino acids. Lineage: Eukaryota; Metazoa; Arthropoda; Insecta; Hymenoptera; Pteromalidae. The transcript has 5 exons. The record is from RefSeq and is a predicted model, not a curated record.
UUCCUCGACGAUACUCACUUUGAGUUGCGAAACCCGCCGCGGUGUAUAGAGCGAGAGAGAGAGAGAGAGCUUUCUAUUAGCCGGUUCCGCUCGAAAGCGAUGCAGCGUUGUGACCGGCAGUAUUUCGUCAGAAGCUGUGUGUGUGUGUGUGUGUGUAAGUUAUACGCGUGAUACGGAGUCGGAGAAGAGAAUCGGAAAGCUUAAGGAUCGAGUAGCAUGAAGGCUGCUUUCUUGGUGCUUUUGGGCCUCGUCGCCGUGGCGACGGCUCAGCGACGACUCGCCCUUCCCGACCCACGAAGCUGCGCCAGCCGUGUGCGACACGCUUCGUACAGGGAUGCGAGAGGCGUAGCCCACUCGUACUUCUUCAGCUGGGAGCAUCAGCCGACGAGGAACCUCGAGGUCGACUGGCUCGACGCGAGGAACAUCUGCAGGCGCCACUGCAUGGACGCCGUCUCCCUGGAGACUCCCCAGGAGAACGAGUUCAUCAAGCAGAGAAUCGCACGAGGCAACAUCAGGUACAUCUGGACCUCCGGACGCAAGUGUAACUUCAACGGCUGCGACAGACCCGACCUCCAGCCCCAGAACGUGAACGGAUGGUUCUGGUCGGGAUCCGGCGCCAAGAUCGGACCCACGAACCAGCGCAACACCGGUGACUGGAGCCACACCGGCGGAUACGGAACUCCCCAGCCCGACAACCGCGAGGCCGCUCAGGGUAACGACGAGUCGUGUCUGUCGAUCCUGAACAACUUCUACAACGACGGCAUCAAGUGGCACGACGUCGCCUGCCACCACGUCAAGCCAUUCGUCUGCGAGGACAGCGACGAGCUGCUGAACUUCGUCGCUUCGCGGAAUCCCGGCAUCCGUCUCUAAGCGCUUUUUAAUAUAACGACGGUAUUAUAUAAUUAUAAUCGACUAGAACGACGCAGAGAGAUAUAUCACUUAUCCGCCGCCUCACAUUCGCAUCGUCAAAUUCUUAACGAUCGAAGGAUCGAUCGGUAAUAGUGAUGAAUUUUACGAAGCCCACGGCGACGGUUAAUAGUGCACACAUUCACGGCUCGAUUUCGCGCGCGCUAUCCGCGACAUCACUACUAUUACUACUGUGUAUUAUUUGUCUUUCUCUUCUUUACAUACGAUUAUACGUGAACGAGAAUAAUCGCGCCUCGUAAUUACUCCUGGCGUUGUAUUAAUUACGCAGCUGUAUCUUUAGGUUAUUUAUCUUCUCUAUCGUGUACUAACCAGACUACCGAAAUAUAUAUAUAUGUAUAUCGCAUACCCACGACUAUGUUUGCGCGCCGCUAAGAUUUCUGUAAUAACACGUUAUAAUAAUAAUGGUGUAUACAUAUACUAUCUCUAACUGUCUCACCGCAUAUACAACCUUUAUAUAUCUACGUUAUAUCAUUAUACAUAUACUUUAGUCCUUGCGAGACUUAGUCCUCUCGAACUGAAUGUACAAUUUUUUUUUUUCUAUAUUUUUCUAACGAAAAUAAAUGUUCUAUCAUUUGUACAAAA